CCACUUGCCAAUUUCAACUUUUUGUCAUCUGUAGCCUGAUGUCUCUCACCAUGGCCAGAACUGACCACGAACUUCUGUCCACACCUUCGGACGAUGUACAAGGUCGUUUGAUCCAGUCCUUGCUCGUUGGUAGAGGCUUGGAGUUUACGCCAGAUGGUCAAUUUGUUCGCUGGUCGAUGGCGAACCCGCGACACCCCCGCAACUGGCACAAGUUGAGGAAAAUGUAUGAUAGCGGCCUGAUCAUUUGGUUGGAUCUCUUCACGACGGCAGUGAGUACAGGCGGGCUCACAAAUGUCAGGCCUCGGCGGCCACCAGUGCCCAACUAGAACUUGGCAUUUCACAUACUAUGUCCAUAUUUUUAUUUGUUCCUGUCUAUCUGUUGGGACACGGCCUGGGCGGUAUCGCCUUUCCGCCAUAUUCGGAGGUUUUUGGGCGCAAGAAGCUCUACAUCGUCAGUACGGCUCUCUACAGCGUCUUCUGCGCUAUCGUCGGGGCAGUUUCUUCGAUAGGCGGCGUCGUGGUUGGUCGCUUUGGUAGCGGAUUCCUGUCCGCUAUCCCAACCACGGUUAUUGCAGGCAGCACUGAGGACAUGUUAAAUACCAAGGAUCGCAUCUGGAUGAUAUACCUAUGGGCUAUGGUCUCCAACCUUGGCUUGAUUACUGGCCCUAUUAUGAGCACAUACAUUACGACAGCCCUAGGAUGGAGAUGGAUGUUUUACGUCUCUGCCAUUAUUGUAGCCGUCACGACUGGACUUCUGUUUGCCAUACGAGAAUCCCGGCCAUCGUUGAUUCUGAGCCGUGAGGUCGCAAAACUCCGCAAGGUUACCGGCAAUAACGACUUGCAUGCACUCAAUCUAGACCACACUCCCGAUAUGCGUACAUUCGCUCGCCUGGUACUGUUUCGUCCUUUACAUCUGUUCUUUACAGAGCCCAUCGUCUGCUUGGUGGCCGUCAUGAGCGCCAUUGCAUGCGCUCUAAUUUACUUGUUUACCGAAGCCCUGCUGCCCUGCCGCCGAUCUACGAAGAGCUUGGGUUUUCAGCAACUUCAGCUCCCUUGCCCUUUCUAGCAAUUGGUGUUGGCUUACUUUUGGGUCUUUUUACUCGUGUUCUAGAUAAUCACAUUCUAGAAAAACACUCUAGGGUAGGUCGACCAAUUGCGCCAGAGCACAAGCUCAUUGGCUUCACCAUUGGUGCUCCUGUCUUGGCUGGGGCUUUGUGGUGAUUCGCUUGGACUAUACCUCCUCGUGUCCACAAUGUACAC
Molecule: messenger RNA, 1260 nt
Organism: Cadophora gregata
Lineage: Eukaryota; Fungi; Ascomycota; Leotiomycetes; Helotiales; Ploettnerulaceae
Exons: 5
Coding region: 347-1066 (239 amino acids)
Biological process (GO): transmembrane transport
Molecular function (GO): transmembrane transporter activity
Source: RefSeq, a predicted model, not a curated record